AACAGAAACAAUGUGCAGCCCUCAUGUUGUUGCUCUCCCUUAUCCUGCACAAGGCCAUGUGAUUCCUUUACUGGAGCUCUCACAAUGCUUGGUUAAACAUGGCUUCAGAGUCACAUUUGUGAACACAGAGUUCAAUCACAAGAGGGUCUUGAAUGCAUUAGCAGAAAAGCAUGCUAUAGGUGAUCAAAUCCAUCUAGUGUCGAUCCCGGAUGGAUUGGAAUUAGAUGAGAAUAGAAAUGACUUGGGGAAGUUAUCUGAAGCAAUGCUCCGCGUCAUGCCUGGAAAGCUGGAGAAGCUUAUUGCAGAUAUCAACUUAGUAAAAGAUGAUAAAGUUACUUGUCUUAUUGCUGAUGGGAGUGCAGCAUGGGCCAUUGAACUAGCAGAAAAGAUGAAAAUCAAGAGGGUUGCCUUUUGGCCUCCAGCAGCAGGACUAGUGGCCUUGUCCCUCAGAAUUCCAAAGUUGAUCGAUGAUGGAAUCAUUGACAAAGAUGGAACUCCAGUCAAAAAGCAGAUGAUUCAAUUAGCUCCAGGCAUGCCCUCAUUCAACAGUGCAAACUUUGUUUGGGCAUGCAUUGGUGGGUCAAGCACACGGGAAUUCAUCUUUAAUCUUAUGGUUGAAAACAAUGAAUAUCUAAAAAAGGCAGAGUACAUGAUUUGCAACUCAACAUUUGACCUUGAACCUGUUGCAUUCACCUUGGUUCCACAACUUCUUCCAAUAGGGCCACUUUUAGCCAGCAGUUGCCUAGGAAAUUCAGCAGGAUACUUUUGGCCAGAAGACUCAACUUGCUUGAAAUGGCUUGGCCGACAGGCACCCCAAUCAGUCAUUUAUGUUGCAUUUGGCAGCUUCACAGUUUUUGACCAGACCCAAUUUCAAGAGUUAGCUCUAGGACUUGAAAUCACCAACAGACCAUUCCUGUGGGUUGUGCGGCCAGAUAUUACUGAUGAUGCAAAUAAGGCCUACCCAAAAGGCUUUAAAGAAAGGGUCACUGCACGUGGCCAAAUGAUAGGCUGGGCACCUCAACAGAAGGUUCUAAGUCACCCUUCCAUUGCCUGCUUCUUGAGCCAUUGCGGUUGGAAUUCCACCGUGGAGAGUGUAAGCAAUGGGGUCCCUAUCUUGUGCUGGCCAUACUUUGCUGACCAAUUCCUCAAUGAGAGCUACAUUUGUGAUGUUUGGAAGGUGGGAUUGAAGUUUAACAAAAACAACAAUGGGAUCAUCACAAGAGAAGAAAUCAAGAACAAGGUGGAUAAAGUACUUGGAGAAGAAAAUUACAAAGAAAGAGUUUUGAAACUCAAGGAAAUAGCCUUGAAUAGUGUCAGAGAAGGUGGUCAGUCCAACAAGAAUUUUAAGAAUUUCCUGGAAUGGGUCCAGGAAUGA
Messenger RNA from Mangifera indica (mango), 1375 nucleotides. Its product is annotated as UDP-glycosyltransferase 83A1-like. The coding region runs from base 11 to 1375 and encodes 454 amino acids. The record is from RefSeq and is a predicted model, not a curated record. Lineage: Eukaryota; Viridiplantae; Streptophyta; Magnoliopsida; Sapindales; Anacardiaceae. The transcript is spliced from 2 exons. Gene Ontology annotation, molecular function: UDP-glycosyltransferase activity.